Messenger RNA from Cucurbitaria berberidis CBS 394.84, 1053 nucleotides. Its product is annotated as 50S ribosomal protein L5. The transcript is spliced from 3 exons. NCBI's taxonomy places the organism in Eukaryota, Fungi, Ascomycota, Dothideomycetes, Pleosporales, Cucurbitariaceae. Gene Ontology annotation, molecular function: structural constituent of ribosome; RNA binding. Gene Ontology annotation, biological process: translation. Bases 1 to 1053 code for a protein of 350 amino acids. The record is from RefSeq and is a predicted model, not a curated record. Gene Ontology annotation, cellular component: ribosome; cytosolic large ribosomal subunit.
AUGGCAUUGCGCGAGCUGCCGUUCCGCACCGCGGCUGCCCUGUGCAAAGAUACUAGACCUGCUGUUCGCGUGGCCGAGCCGCUGUUCCGCCGCAAUGCCUCGUCUGAGGCAGCGCGAGAAGUCGAAUCUUCAUCAUCGCUCGAGGUGCCACCGCCAUCAGAGGAGCUCGUCAAGGGCUACGAUCCAUUGGCGCGAAGUAGGCUGAGGAGAAGAGGAAAUAAGGAACUCCCACCGAGCAGAUACCAAUACCGUUCGCCCAAGUACUACCGCGGCCCUCUCCACCCCCAUCAGCCUCCGCCUGAGUCUGAUCCAUCGUCACGACUGUUCCAGCCCGGGCCGUUCAGUCUUCCCCGCCUGGAGCAGACCUACCAGAGCACGAUAGCUGCCGACCUCCUGACCCUCACAUACCAGCACUACCCCCCUGGCUAUCGAGCCCCGAAAACAGACCAAAGAUUGCGACAAUGGACCGGCGACUCACCGUACUACAAGAACCGACCCCUGCGACCGCCGCGAGGCAAGGGUGAAGUGCUACGACUGCUCAACGAGCCGCGCACCUUCCGCAACAUCCCCAAGAUCACCAAGGUUACACUCCACUCCAUGGUUCCGGAAGCGCAGGAGAACAGCGCGCACAUGCACGUUGCUGGUAUGAUCCUGCAAGCAAUCACCAACGUGCGUGCAGUAUCACAUAAGGCGAGGCACAACGUUGUCGGGUGGGGGUUGCGUCAGGGCAGAUACGUAUCCGUGACCUCAACCAUGGAGCGAGAAGAUGCCCAAGAUUUUCUGGCAAAACUCAUUGAUGUUGUAUUGCCUAAGAUCAAGGAAUGGAAGGGCGUACCUGGUUCCUCGGGAGACGGCCACGGUAAUAUGAGCUUCGGCCUCACCCCAGAUCAGCUUGCCCUCUUUCCAGAGAUCGAGGUCAAUUACGAUGCCUACCCACCCAAGAUGAUCCCAGGUUGCCACAUCACCAUCGAAACCGACGCCACGAGCAACAAGGAUGCACGUCUACUCCUUCAAGCGAUCGGUUUGCCGUUCUAUGGCAAGCUCAAUGACUGA